GGAGGCGCUGCACUUCCUUGUCUGUGCUGCUCUCACAGCAUGGCUCCUUUCCCCAACUUUAUCUCGGUGUUUUAGAGUUACUUUAAGGUUGCUUUUGGAUACACGGUCCUUGUGUCUUUUCUGUAACUCAUCUGGACAUGAUGUUUACCACCACCGGCUCUCGGGGCCUCUACAAAGCUCCUCUGUCUAAAGGCCUCCUGCUGGUGCUCAAUGGUUUGACUGUGAUGCUCAUUCUGCUGCCUCAGUACCAACAUCUGUUCAUCUACAGUCUGCAGGCUGUCACGCUGCACCACCAGGUGUGGAGGUUGGUGUGUGGCAGGCUGAUCUGUCUGGAUGUGAAAGACUCCUUCUGCAGUAGCCUGCUCAUCUACAACUUCCGCAUCUUUGAGAGGCGAUUUGGGACGAGGAAGUUUGCUUCCUUUCUGCUGGGUACCUGGUGUUUGUCUGCACUGAUGGACAUCCUGCUGGCUCAGACUGUCCAGUUUCUGUUAGACUAUGAGGUGGAGGAACUUCCAGCAGGACUGCUUGCUCCGGUCUUCUCUCUGUUUGUGCCUUUUUACUUAACCAUCCCAAGGAUGCCGGUUACACAGGUUCUAGGUCAGGUCCACAUCACUAACAAGUUUCUGGUCUACAUAGUAGGCCUGCAGCUUUUGACCUCCAGUCCCUUCAUGUGGCUGCUUGCGUUGAGUGGACUGAUCUCAGGUGGACUGUACCUCUCUAAUCUUCUUCGGUUGCAAAAGCUCAUGUUUGUGCCUUCCUGGGUGUCUCGGUUGGGUCGGCACGUUCUGGAGCCCCUGUUCUCGAGCUCCCAGCCGACUGGUGAGACACCUCUGGGGAUGGGCGCCACUCUUGACAUACAGAGGCAGCAGAGGAUGGACCUUCUUGACCAGCAGCUGCUGCUGGCUCAGUACAACGAGGCCAGGAGGAAUGCCAGGCAGCAGCCACAGUCUGGUUUGCUCCAGUGGACCAGGUUUUUCCCCACCCUGAGGCACAGAGGGCAGAACCAUCCUCCAGCACAGCCCCACACUCAGGCACACGCCUCCUCACAGCCGCCUCUGCUGGACAACUCACCCGUGGCAGAGGAGCAGGUUGCAAGGUUGGUAGAAAUGGGCUUUUCAAGGACUGACGCGCUGGAGGCGCUCAGAGCUUCAAACAAUGACAUUACCAUGGCCACUAACUUCCUCUUGCAACACUGAGAUCUCAGUAAGAGCAACAGAACGAGGACAAGGAAAGAGAGAAAGCUGAGAGAAUCGAAGACAGUUAAUUGUGGUGGUGGGCACGGAAAUUGUACAGACAGUCUGUACUGCUCCCUGCAGCGGUGUUAGCUUGACCUGGUGUGGUCUGAGCUUGACGGCACAGCAAUUAUUGACGGAGCGCGAAGCACAAAUGGGAGAUGUUUGCGUCACAGCUUUGAGAUGGCCGUUGCAGUGUGAAGUAACAUUUGUUGCUCCGGGCAGAUGCAUCAGACUCAAACGGUUUUUCCCAGUGAAAAAUAUCCGGGAAACAAAUGGGUCAAAGCUUUAUUGACAGUAUGGCUGAGAACUUAAAACUUCAGUCUAGAGAAGCGCGUUUCUCUAAAACAACGCUGAUACAGAAGUUCACCAGUCAGCUGAGCUCCAGCACAUCUUCUACACAAAUGCCAACUAACAACUCUCAGAAAUGUAUUUUUAGUUAUCGCUGUGCCACGUCGCACCCUUGUCUACGAUAGGUGGAAAAUGACAGGAAGUUUAAUCACGGGAACAGUAUUAUUCAUCUCACCAGAUAAAAGGAAAGGAGCUUAUUUAAUUUUAUUUGGAAGCUGUUUUAUUAUUUUACUUUUUUGUCACUGGAGGAAAAUAAAGGGGAGUACGACACGUGUACCGUAUUUCCUUAUUAAUAGCCGGGGCAUGCAGUGUGCAGACUCAGCACCUAAAUGAGGCAAGCAAGUAUUAACAAAAUGCAGCGUGCUGUCUGCUCUGCAAUUUAUAAGUUUCACACCAAAGACAACCGCUUUACAUCUGUCAUGUAGCAUCGAGCUAGAUGUUCUCAAUAUAAUGGGAUGAUGAUAAAUCAAUGCAGUGCUAAAUUGAAAUGAUACGAGUGUGCCACCUAUUGUCGUUCCCCUGCAACUGACACCGUGCCAUGCUGUUUAAUCGUAGGGGUUUAAGGUACCACUUUGCAGCGCACUUAGAAAAAGAAAAAUUUAAAGUAAAAAUUGUACACAAUGCCUCACAAGAUUCCUUUUAAGUUUUACAACAGCCCAUGUCAUUUUGAGAGGGGAACAACAACAUCCUGUUUUAUACAAUGAAAAAAUGGUAUACGUUAUGAACCAUGUGGUAGUUGCUUCAAUUCGUGUAUGACGCAAUAAGCAACCCUGAAUUGCGAUAGUAAAACCUACUUUUUUCAAGGCUGAAGAAAUAGAUCUACUAAUGUCCUUCAUAUAAUGAGAAUAAUUUAUUGUAAACUACCUACCUUGCUGUUUUUUGGCAAACGCAACAGCUUGCAGAUUUGUUUCAGCACAAAAAGCACAGUAGGAACUGUGCUUUUUUUGUGACAUCACUGGUAGAAGAUUACCAGUAUGUUGUCCAUCAGCACACACGCUCAAGCAGGAGGCUGCUAUUUGAACCCGUGACUGCUCACACGGACAAUCAGCCAGGCAGCGACAUCUGGUGGCUAAUAUACGUGACUUAGCCUUUAAACAAGAGUGGCGCCUGUUUAAGGCAGGUGUUUAAUUUUUUCUGGCGGAGUUUUGACCAAGCAAUUAAAUGAGGCAGACCCGUAUUUAAGGGCAGGCGUUUAAUCAAGGAAAUACGGUAAAUAGAGGAAAACAGCAAGGCUAUAUUUGUUGUAACCUUUAUUUCACCUGGUUUGUCCCAUUGAGAUCAGAAGAUCUAUUUUUCAAGGGAGACCUGACCAAAAAUGGCAGCAAUACACAGUUUCAACAGUCACGCAGACUCAAUACAGUACAAAUAUGUAAGAAAACAUCUGUUAAAACAGUGACAUUCAUAAAGUCUGCAUUUAUGAGGAGAUCCAAAGGUUACAAAAAAGGACAAACAUAAGAAUCUUAUGAUGAAGCAAUCAAUAAAGAAUGUGACCUACAGGAUAAAACAGAAGUGAGACCACCCAAGUACAUGAUGACUUUUCUUAAAGCAUUCAAAGUUGUCACAUCUCAAUAAUUGCAUUGUGUCAAAGAUGACCAAUGUGAUUACUUUGGAUCUUAUAUUAAAGGAUACCCUUACAUCUAAUCAGUUCAUUGCAUUGAGUUUCCAUUUUGGCACCUUUAUUAUUAUUUUUUUUUUACAUCUUUCCAAAGUAUUUGUUUUUGCUCAAAAGAGAACAUGAUGUACUUGUCAGCUUAGAAUUUUUUUUAAUCAAAUCUCAUUUUAAAGGGUCUCAUGGGCAAGACAGAAAAGUGUGAUGUAAUUUCACAUGUUACACACUGUACUUUUGCUGUUUCAGUUUGCAGCUGUUUGUUGUGUUUCCUGCAGCCGUUUCAUACAUAAGAUGUAACCUGGCAGUUUCCCCCAAAUGACAGUUGCUGCUGAAGUCCGUCAAGAGCCGACUGUUUUGGAUUCCCUCUUUUUUUAAAACUGCAUUUACGUUGUACAUAUAUUUUAUGUACAUUGGUGCCAGAGAUGGGCUUCUUUAGCAGGAUCCAGGCUCUGUGGACUAUCUCAGGGUUAUGACAUGCUACUUUAAACACAUUUGCACACGAGUGCACAUCUAGAGACUGAAAUCGCAUUUCCCCAGACCAGACCUCCAGCUUUUCACAUCCAUCCUGCUGUCCUGUACUUGGUCCUCAUGUUUUUAUUUUUGUCUGGAAUGUCAUUUUGUUUGCAGGCACACUUGUCUAAAUUAUGCCAAGUCUUAAAAAAAAGUCAGAUUUUAUUUAUUAUGCAAUAUUAUGACAGUGGCAAAUUAAGGACACUGUGCACUAUAUAGUAAGAACUCUGUCUAUAAAUGUACUUGUGAAUAUUUUGUGCAGGAAAAGUACAGUUUCAGCAUUACGUGCUGUUAACAGAUGUGCUAGUUUUAUAUUUUGUGUGUGUUAAUAUUGAUAAUAUAUGACCACUGGCUUUUGUCAUUUGUGUGUGUACUUUAAGAGUGAUACAGUUGAUGAGAAAGUUUCUGCAUGGACAAAUUAAUGAUGGACUGUAGUGAACCAUUUGCUCUGUGGAAUAAAUUAACUUUCUGCUGAAAUGA
This is a messenger RNA of Thalassophryne amazonica, 4182 nucleotides long. RefSeq names its product UBA domain containing 2 (gene ubac2). Lineage: Eukaryota; Metazoa; Chordata; Actinopteri; Batrachoidiformes; Batrachoididae. The coding region runs from base 138 to 1196 and encodes 352 amino acids. The transcript has 10 exons. The record is from RefSeq and is a predicted model, not a curated record. Gene Ontology annotation, molecular function: serine-type endopeptidase activity; protein binding.